UUAAAAUCUUUAAGUAUGAUUUAUCUAGUGACGCUAUGGUAUUCCAGUUCUAUUUUAAUUUCAUAGAUAAAUGAAAAUAGAAAUGUGAAAACCCGUUUGUUACUAAAAACGGCAAAUAUGUCAAUAUCUGGCAAUCUUAAUCCAUUCAGUUGAAAGGGCUCCAUAAAGUAAGAGAGCUAUUUAAAGGAACAUGGCUUGAAGUGGCUGCACACUGCUCAAGCUAGAAAAACUGUUGCAAACUUGACAAAUUGUCUACCGAGUAAUGAAUAUUAACAACACCGGCACGUACUUUCUACAGGAUGGCAGACAACUAUUAUCGACUGGUGACAUUUGUCGUGAAUAUCUGCCCGAAACCUUUAAGAGCCUUUUUUGUCUCUAAGGCAGAAUCCGAUCCAAACCAUAUCUAUACUGGCGUGAAAGAAUAUCUACAAAUUCGGGAAUCUGAUAUCAGAAAGAUACGGCAAAUCAGACCAGAUCAACUUGAUCUGAUUUAUCCACCUUUUGGGUCUGUUGAUAUAGAAAAUUGGGACGCUACUCUGCUGAUACUUUUGCUUAAGGAAUUGUUUCCAAAACGAUUACAACAAAAUGAAAGAGACUGCCUCCGCGAUAUAACUGAGAUAAGAAACAGUUUACAACAUAUUGCAAGCACUGAACUUGUAACUGACCAACAAUUCAACAAAAUAUGGGACUGCCUGAGAGAUGCUGUUGUGAAGUUAAAGACGCUAUCAGGGUCAACGACAUUAGUCGCCAUAGAUGACGAAAUUAAAUCAGUAUUACAUGGUAACAUGCCAUCUCUUGCAGAUGUGCGUAAUACAUGGCUAAAGUCUCUUUACUAUGAACUUUUGUUACAAAACUCGGAACUUGCCGAGGAAAUGAAAAAUCUGAAAGAAAAACUCCAGUUGCAGCAUACAGAACUUACGAAAGAAGUAAUAACUGCAAAAGAAAACUCUAGAGGAUCAAAAAAGAUUUUAACAAAAGUAGCUGUUAAAAGGAAGGGACGCUCAGGUGUUGCUGAAAAAAGAUUAAAAGUUUUUGAUGAUAAAAUAGAUCGAAUGAAAGGUAAACUCACGAGAGCACUGUUAGAAGAAAAUGACUGCAAAGAAAAUUUCAAGCACGCAAUUUCCGAGAUUUUACAACAGCUAACCGAUAACCAUCGUGUGAUUGUGACCGGUUUUGACAACAAAUUAACGUACAAAUGUGCACUUGCCGCCGUACAAGAACGAAAAUACGACCGAAUUGACCAAGUUUUAGAAAUAAACAAUCCGUCAGACUGGAAAAGAAUUUGCUCAGAAGAUGCACAGUUUGUCCUGUUUCGGGAACCGUUUGGGGUAUCAACUUAUGAUUCUCACAAAGUUGAAGUGAUGUGUGAAGAAUUUGACAGUAUGAUACAAGCAUCUGAUGACGAUAAUGAUGAUGUCAUUGAUAUCGUCAUAGUAACCAACCAAAGGCUCCUGAAUGAGGUGACUAGACGUAAUGAACAUGAGAUGCUAUCACCAUCUUCGACCGUAUACAUAGAUUCUACAGCGGGUAAAUCAACAGGUAGCUAUGGUUGUCUUCCAUUCUUACCGAAAACAAAAGUUGUAGUAGAGUUUUAAGAGAGUCCAAUACUCGCUUAAAAUAAAAACUUUUUUUAUAGAUCCAACUUUGGUGUUCCUCGUGCAUUAAUAAUUAACAAAGUAAAAGAAAAGGCUAGGUUAAAGCGAUGUUGAAAACUGCCCUAUCAAUGAAACAUCAUGAUUCGUAAUAGGUUAGUUAAGGGAAUGUUUUUAAGUAAAACAAACACAUUUUGGCUUUCAAAACUAUAUUCUUCUAUCCAUGGCAACACAGAUUCACAUACUUAAAAUAAUAUUAUUUCUUCAUUAAAGGCAUAGAUUCAUAUGUGUUCCUUUAUUUAUAAAAUAUUGCAUUUAAAGUGACAUUAUGUUCAUAUUUUCAUUGUAAAGUUGAUCUGAGUUGACAUUAUAUUUCAAAAGAUUGACUGUUUAGAUGAUGUUUGACCAACAGAUUAUAUUGAGAAAAUGAGAAUAUUUUGUAAUUUCAUAAAUACAAACUGAUCUACAGAGUGCUUUGUGUUGCCUAUAGUUCAGAUUAAAAUUUCCUCAUUAUUAUUAUUUCAAUGAUUAUAAUUUAACUGUAAUGAUUCUG
Ruditapes philippinarum (Manila clam) is the source of this 2145-nucleotide messenger RNA. RefSeq lists its product as uncharacterized. The transcript has 5 exons. NCBI's taxonomy places the organism in Eukaryota, Metazoa, Mollusca, Bivalvia, Venerida, Veneridae. The record is from RefSeq and is a predicted model, not a curated record. Bases 300 to 1595 code for a protein of 431 amino acids.